GCGUCCCGCGCAUAUUGCAAAUACUAAUAUCUUCAGUCGGGUCGGCUAGCUCGAGUUGUUGCUAAAAAAAAAAAUACACACACACACACACACACAAACACAGUAUGUGGUCCAAGAUUGCCAUUGUCGGCGCCCUGACCAUGAUGGGCGGUGUGCUCUACUCGAGCGUUGUGGACAACUUUGCGUAUGUGGAUCGAUCCCUGGACGUGGCCAUGCCCAGGGCGAGGCGUCAUGUGGAGCAGCCAUCGGAGUAAUCGACGCAUGAGGGGAGUGGGAUGGGGAUGAUGGUAGUCAAGUGAAGUGAAGUGGAGUGAAGUGAAGUGAAGUGCUUGGCCAGUGGAUUCGCUUGCAACUAGUUCACUCCGUGUUGUUGUUGCAACCAAAUGAACUAGUUCAUUAAGUCCUCCAACAGCAGCAGCGUUGCCAUCUACUCUCGGCUUGUGUUUGUACAGUCCACAUGCAUGAACCACAAGCGCGAACCAGCUGCAAAUGAACAAGUUCUUCACAGUGCCAAGACGAACAAUAGUCACAACAUCAAGAAAAGCAGUUCGAGCUUUAAAUUAAAUAAACUUUAAGUUAACCACUUUUU
Molecule: messenger RNA, 589 nt
Organism: Drosophila mojavensis
Lineage: Eukaryota; Metazoa; Arthropoda; Insecta; Diptera; Drosophilidae
Exons: 1
Coding region: 105-254 (49 amino acids)
Source: RefSeq, a predicted model, not a curated record